Molecule: messenger RNA, 1003 nt
Organism: Boeremia exigua
Lineage: Eukaryota; Fungi; Ascomycota; Dothideomycetes; Pleosporales; Didymellaceae
Product: Prefoldin beta-like protein
Exons: 4
Coding region: 304-663 (119 amino acids)
Biological process (GO): protein folding
Cellular component (GO): prefoldin complex; cytoplasm
Molecular function (GO): protein folding chaperone
Source: RefSeq, a predicted model, not a curated record
CGUGAAUUGGAGUGAGGUCAAGAUGCCGAUGUCAUCCAAUCGGCAUCUCGAGAUUUCGUGAAGCUGGCCCGAGCGCACUGCGACUUUCGACUGCACGUGGGAGCGCGCAACGCGAGAGCUUUCAUAUCUUGCACAUAGCAGACUGAUUCUUGUCUCGUUUGCUCAAUUGGAAAUUUCAUUGCUUGGUCUGUUAGCUGCAGAUUCUCGCCGUCGCGUCGCGUGCAGCCUGCAAAGUUUCACGACACCACCGAGCCUCCCCGCAACCAGGCGCGGGCCUCUACAUUCACAUCACCAAAGUCCGAAAUGGCGUCGAAAGCACAGCUCGACAAGCAGCAGCUGCUGCAGACUACAUAUCAAAACUACAAGACCACACUGCAAAACAUCGCCUCGAAGAUUGGCGACAUCGAGCAAGAAACAGAAGAACACAAACUCGUCCUCGAGACCCUCGAGCCGCUGCCCGGCGACCGCAAGUGCUUCCGCAUGAUCAACGGAGUGCUGGCGGAGCGCACAGUCGCCGAUAUCGUGCCCAUUCUGCAGACCAACCAGGACGGGCUCAAGAAGACGCUUGAAGAGCUGGUGAAGCAGUACAAGAGUCGGCAGGAUGAGAUGGAGAAGUGGAAGAAGAAGAACAAUGUGCAGGUUGUGCAGCAGCCGGGGCAGUAGGGAGGGUUGUAAGGAGGCAGUAGGAGAUGAUGGCUGAGCAUGUGACGUGUGUAAGGCAUGGUGUGGAGGCUGGUUGGUCGGUCUUGCACGUAGAGCGUCGAGAUGAGGUGAAGGGAUCAGACAUAAUUCUCAUCUGAGCUUGUGGUGUUGAUAGAGGCCGCCAUAUUGACUUUAGCAUGCUCGACUUUGACACCACGAGAAGGGAGCAUUAGCAGCAUGGUAGCACAAAAAGGUCUCGAAGGAGAGCUGAUCACGCUCUGCCUGUUAAGAUACGCGGCCAGGAAACUUCACACAAAACCACACUGUUUCUCAAAUUCAAAAUCUAGACAUUCCACUCGAA